UUUAGCCUUGUUGUGUAAGUAAACAAACAGCAGCAGCUCGGUCAGCUGUUACUCCGGCCAGUGUGGUCACCGCUCCAAGUGAGAGGUCAAGAGUCAUCAAUACAGCCGUCAUCACCUUCAUUAGUGAUCACACAUUGUACUUGCCACCACCAAUCACAAAAUGAGGCGUCGUGCAGGUGUUGGUGCUAUUCAGAGGCAAAAAAUCCAGCAAGAUAAGUUUAAGGAAAAAGGAAGUGAAAUUCAAGAAAAUCAGCUGGAACAGAUGACUCUUCAAAUGGAGAAAUUUCGUGAAAAAUUAGAAGAAUUUGCUGCCAAGCAUAAAACCGAGAUCAAGAAAAAUCCUCAGUUUAGGAAACAGUUCCAGGAGAUGUGUGCUUCCAUUGGUGUUGAUCCUCUCGCUUCUGGCAAGGGGUUCUGGUGUGAGAUGCUUGGUGUGGGUGACUUCUACUAUGAACUAGGUGUUCAGAUUGUGGAGCUGUGUGUUGCCACCAGCCAUCGCAAUGGGGGCGUCAUCUCACUGGACGAGGCACUCCGGAGACUUAACCACAGGAGGAGACCAGAUAACCAGAUUAGCGCUGAUGACUUGGUGAGGGCAGUAAAGAAACUACACGUGCUUGGGUCAGGCAUGGAGGUGGUUGCUACAGGAUCCUCUCAGUUCAUAUACGCCAUCCCUGGUGAACUCUCAAUGGACCACACUACACUCCUCCAGCAUGCCGAAAAUGUUGGCCAUAUGACUGUAUUUACUGCAACAUCAAGUCUGGGGUGGACACAGGAACGUGUUAGCCGUACACUGGAUCAUCUACUAAGAGUGGGUGUUGCUUGGCGAGAUGACCAGGACCGUCCUCCCUCAUAUUGGUUUCCAGCAUUUUUUCAGCAGUGUACAGCAGCUGAAUAAUGUAUGUUUAUGGAUUAUAUUAUGGUAUCUGACUGAUAGAUAUUCAUUUGCUUGUGUGUUGCUUUUUACUUUGUUUCAAUGAAGUAUGUUCUUUAAUGGUUUAUAUUUAUACUCUCUCUGUUAGUUUUCAUUCUUGAAGGGGUGACCUCAAAUUUAUCAAAUGUAUCUUCUGCUUUCAAGUGUAAUUUUUUCUUUUUUAAGUGGUACACAAAGUACAGUAUAGUAAUUGCCUGAGAAAGUCCUGUUUGUUUUCAAGCAUUCAGUAUAUCAUUGUACUAAAACAAGAGAGUAUGGAACAAAUAAGAUUUUCUCUUGGAAUUAAAGAUAAAAGUAAAAAUGUCUUUAACAGAAUAAUAGACAAGGCCCAAACAUGAGGUAAAAAGAAACAAUACUGUACGUGAUAAAACAUUGUACAGUACAGUAUAUUCUAUUAAUGGAGGGUGAUAAAUCACUAAGUGUACAUGAUUGCAAGAGUGAAAAACUCAUGUCAAGUUCUGUUUUUAAUGAACAGGAAAUACUAGGCAGAAAUGUAGUGUAGAUUUUCUUAAUGAAUUUUGUCUAGAGAUUAAUUUGUCCUUGAAAUUUCAGUGCAUUCAUAUACAUAUGGAAGAUGAAUGAUGUGUGGAAGUAAACAGAAAUCACUGAUAUGCUGUAUAGCCUUACAAAUUUAAUAAUGAAGGAGGUAUUGAAUACCAAGCUGGUGUGAGGAAUGCUAUUAUAACAUUUCAUUGUUACGUUAGUUUUGGUGACAAACACAAAGUAAAUAUAUAUAUUUACACUAAUGUAUAAUAAGGUACAGGGGUUUGAUGAAGUGAAACGAGGAAUGGUGUGUUGACCAGACCACACACUAGAAAUUGAAGGGACGACGACGUUUCGGUCCGUCCUGGACCAUUCUCAAGUCGAUUGUGAUGAGGACAGGUAGGGACAGGCAUUAAAUAGGCAAGAGAGAGCUGAGGAGGAAAGUCAGGUGUAAUGUGUCAGGAGGAAUGGUGUGACUGUGGCGACCCAUCGACUCUCCAAGAGGGUGAGGGUUAUAUAGUUAUAUGUAAAACAUUUAGGCAAAGUGUAUGUCCACUUUGAGAAUAAUGUAGGUGCCAUAUAACUGAACAAAGGCAGAAAUAAUACCACUGUGCAAGAAUAAAGUUCAGAUGAGCAGAAGCCUAAAGGAAAGUAUCUUGCUGGAAGGAGCUUGGAAGAGUUGAAAAGUUACAAUGGAGAAGGUGACGGAUUUGACUGUACGAUGUGAUGAGGAAGGAGGGCUUAAAAUAGGUAAAUGGUAAUGAUGAUGAGUCAAUAAAGUGGCUGAAAAAAGAUGACCAAAUCACAACUCGGAAGAUGGAGAAGCGACAACGUUUCGGUCCGUCCUGGACCAUUAUCAAGUGAUAAUGGGAUAAAUAACACACAAAUAACAACAGCGUCUCCAUCUUAUGCGUUGUGGUUUGGUCAUCAAGGUAAAAGAAUAUGCUAAUAAGAUAUGGUUUAUUAUUGUCUGUGAUAGAAUACCUGCUAGGCUUAUCAAGAUCCCUAACUCAAAUAACUGACCUUCCUCAGGAAAACUCACAACAGUUGACAAACUCCUCGGAAACUAGUAACUUCUGAAUGAACCAAGGCAUUAGGUGUAAGGAAUCUGUACUCUAGCUUGUAGCAAAAUUUUGGAAAGAAGUUGUGUGAUGCAAAUCUGGAUUUAGUAAAUGACCAUGUAUCACAUGGUGCUCAGAUGGGAUGCCUUACCAGUGAAGUUCAUAUAAAUGAAUUAUUUUCACUUAAUAUUCAUAUAUUUUUUCACAACCCUAUUAAAGUACUGUAUUCAUACUUAGUUAUUUUCAUUAAUACAUUGUUGAAGAAGAUAACCAGAUUUGACUGUUUAUUGGCAGUUGUGAAUUCUGAGGCAUGAUUUUAAAAUAGCAGUUUCCAAAUACAGUAUUUUGGUUGACAAUAACUUUUGCUAAAUGUGGGUAAAAAAGAAAGCUGUUCCAAUCAGCAGAAGUACAGUAACUGGAAGAAAAUGGUCCAAGCACGGAUACACUGAGAAAGGAUUAAAAUAUUCUAUUUCUAUUAAGAGCAUUAUGGUUCUUUAAGUAUAUAAUCAUAGCUGUAAGAAAAUUUUUAAGUACACUGUACUUUCAUUAUCGAAAAAAGCUACUUGAUAUAUUGCUGUAAACUACUGCAAUUUAAAGACCAUACAUAUGUUGUUAUAUGCAAAUUCAGGCUGAUUUUCUUAGUAAUUUAUUAACUUUAAGUUUUCAAGUAAUUUGAAAAUUUGUGUAAUCCAUUGUCAAUUAAAUGAUAUUUGUUUGUGAAUGUAUCUAUAGUACAGUGUUUAAAUUACAGUAGUGUAGUGUAUAUACAAAUAAAAGUAUUAUAUAUACAGUAUUGUAUAUUCACAUAUUACUGUACAAGCAUUAACCAUACCAGUUUCCCUCCCAUGCUCACUGCAAACACACCUGUAAAGUAAUUACUAUAUAUUAAUUUGAAUGAUUCAUGGUUUCUUCUUUGAACUUUAGUAAAUUAAUACAAUAUAAUUCAAACUAAUGCAGUCUGUUUACAAAAUUUUUAGGUGUUUAGAUUUUUAGGUAUACUGAAAAAUGUGCUAGACAAAUAUUUAUUUGAAUGUUAGUCUUUAUAAUUGUUCACAUUUAGACACAUUGACAAUAUAAAAUGCCUCUUAUAUCUAAUAGAGUAGCAGCUCGGGAAACAUACUGAAUGCAUAUUUCAAAUAGCCAUGACAGGCGAUUCUUUGCAUGAUAGAAGUAGUCAAGAUGCUGAACACGCACUUACAGAAUUACGCACUCUCAAUAUAAGUGAAAUACAUUUGUACCUGCAAGGAUGCCAAAGCAAGAGAAAUGUGAUGCAACUGCUCACUUGCAUCACGGAUCCUCUCUAAUUUUGGCUUUACAUUUAGGGUUGCAACCAAAAUAUAUAAUUCACUUCUAUGUAUGGAGAUACUGUAUCUUGUCUAUUAAUUUUUGUGAUUUUCAUUACAAAUGUCUGCAUGUGUUUGUAGCUUCAUGACAAAGCUAAUGAAACUACUUUUACUAACCUUUCCCUCCUUAAGUUUGUACAGUAUAUAUGUCUUGCUGCUCACUAAAACAAGAUGACCAUAAAAAGAUAAAUAAAAUAUAGCAAGACAAAUGUUUUAUAUAAUUCUUUAAAUAUCUAGAUAAGUUCAUUAAAUGUAAUUAGCAAUAUUGUUUGUCUAAUUACAUAUAUAUAUGAUAUUCCUGAAAUAUUAUCUAAGUCUUAGAAAAAUCAUUACUGUACUUUUUUAUUUAAUCGUAAAUUUUAUAAAAAAAAUAGUUCUACUUCAAACAGAUCUUUCUGCAACACAAUACAGUACUGUACUUGUAAUUCCUUAUAACAAAAAAUCAACAUAAGCUGAGAAAAUCCAAUUUUUAACACUAUAUAGUAAUGUGGACACUUUUUGGUGUUUUAGAUUCAGCCACUCGGAACAAAAUGUGCCAGGCAGCAUGGGCUAUGAUGAGCCCGUCGUACUCGCCUGGUACAGGAGAUGUGCGUGUUAUGUGUUGUGCAGACACUGUAUACUGUACAGUAUGCCCCUGAAUUAGCUAUAUUUCUCUGAAAUUGGACAAACUUGUUCAAAACUUAAGUUUAUUGAUGUUUAUUAUGUUUAACAUGUAUUAAAAUUUAAAAAGUUCUAAAUUAUUUCAUCUCUCUCUCUCAGAACACUAACCUUAAUAAUAAAUACACAAGAACACAUUUAUUGUCAUCCCAUAUUAAAGAAUUGUGUUAAUGAAAUAAGAGAAAGAUUUACAGGGAAAUUUCACAGGAUCUGUCCUACAGACAAAGCAAUUCGUGAGCUUUAGCAAAUUUAAAAGAAUUGGAUCUGUUCAAAAUGUGUUUCACAAUGUUAGUUAGAUUUUAAAUAUGCAGGGAUACAGACAGAGCUCAUAUUAAAAGUUCUCAAUAAAGAUUUGACCUAUGAUUUAUAAAUUUCUUUGUAUCAAAAUUUGGUGAAAACAUGACAUUACCUGUAUGUAGGAUUUUAAAAGAUUUGUUCAAUUUCAUAGAAAUAGAUAAUUCUGGGACACCUUGUACAUAUUGCUCUGCACCCUGGUAAUAUUUUUAGUGAAAAGAUACUGGCAUGAUGAUCAUAAUACAGAACAAGAAUUUGAAUCUUUAAUCCAGAAAUUCAGAUUUAGACAAAAUAUUGAAAGUAGUGUCAGGCUGUUGAUUAGUAAAUGAUUUAUUUUA
Messenger RNA from Procambarus clarkii (red swamp crayfish), 5107 nucleotides. It is a transcript of the gene lsn, whose product is annotated as vacuolar-sorting protein SNF8. NCBI's taxonomy places the organism in Eukaryota, Metazoa, Arthropoda, Malacostraca, Decapoda, Cambaridae. The record is from RefSeq and is a predicted model, not a curated record. Gene Ontology annotation, cellular component: ESCRT II complex. Gene Ontology annotation, biological process: protein transport to vacuole involved in ubiquitin-dependent protein catabolic process via the multivesicular body sorting pathway.